AUGGGUGUCAAACAGUCAUAUUUGAUAUGAUUUUUACUUUUAAUACUUUCAUUUGGUUAUGCGUGGCAUCAUAAAGAUGCAGACCACGGAUUAACAAUCUCUACAAACAUACGGAAUGAGGUCAAGGCAGCAGGAGAAUAUUCUAAGAGAAUCUUUCUGACAUAUCAUGGAAACAUUCAAGAUGAAUUCACUCUUGAUAAGACUUACAAGUCUUGUCAGAACAUUCCUAAGUUUGAGGAUGAUCUGUAUGCAAUAAGCAGGAAAUUUUAUUUCUCCCAUCAUGGAGAAUCUGAUGAAAAUCAUGAUUUGAAAUUGUAUGCAACUAUUAAACCUUAUGGAGUCCAUGGAGGUAGAAUACCAAUCCCAGUUUUCCCAGAUACUAUUACUUUGGACGAUAAGACCCCUGUAAAAGUGAAGUAUGAUUGAAGUCAGAUCCCUAAGGAAUACACUCAUGCUGUUGUUGAGUUAGAAGUCAGUAAUGGGAAAGCUUUCCAGUAUUUAAAGCAGUGCCAUCAAAUGCCAAAAAUGUUCUGGAUACAUUUCAUGCAAUUCCUGGCGCUUGCCUUUCUGGCUAUGACCAUACUAAUAGUAGGCUCUAAGAUGGGAAAACUAAGUCUUUUUGAAAGAAUUGAUGAGUUUAGAUUUGAUUACUACAAAAUUUCAAUUAAAACAGUAUUGAUGCUGAUCAUCUUGAGCAGUGUUGUUUUGGUCAUGUCUUACUAUCUCUUACCAUUUAAAUGGUUCAACACAACCGUGACAGCAUUGCUGUGAAUAUGAGCUCUUGUAAUGCUUUUAUUCUUAUUCAUGGACUUCAUUGACUGGAUGUUCUGCAUUGAAGAAAUCAAUGAAUUUGAAGGAUCGGGACAUUUCAUGGACCAGCCAUGCCUUGGUGGAGGAUUCAACCUCAAGGCCACAAUUUCAUUAUUCCUCUCUGUGGUUAUUGUUUUGCUUUGGUUUCUGUUAAGACACUGGAUUUUAAGUAAUUUGUUGGCUAUUUGAGUUGCUUGAACAAUUGUAAAAGUAUUUAGAUUCAAUGCUCUUUAUCCAGCAUUUCUGAUCCUCCUUGGAUUCUUAGUAUUUGAUGUGUUUUGGGUCUUUGCCAGCCCUGUGUUAUUCAAUGGGCACAGUGUUAUUCAUGAGGUUUUGAGGGAGAUAGACUUCCCGUUAAAACUAGGAAUUCCUGGCUCAUCUCCAUUUAUAUCCUGUGCAAAUCUAAGUAUCGUUGACAUAGUUGUGCCUACGUUCUACAUCAGCUUCAUAUCGAGGUUUGGUAGGGGCCAGAGUACGAACAGUUAUUAUCUAGCUCAUGUUAUAAUGUAUGCUAUAAGUUUGGGAUUAUUCACUCUCAUGAUGGUUUACACAGGGUCAGAGCAGCCCGCACUGAUGUAUAUAAUCCCUUGCCUAUUCAUUACAACUUUUAUUACAGCUGGAAUCAGGAAGGAAUGGGGCACUCAGUUGUCAAUGAGCUCAACUCUUGAAGGAGAAGGCCCUAUGUUUGUUUCAAGAGGUUCAGACAAGGCUAUUGAAGAAGCCAGUGCAAGAGGUAUGGAUAGGUUUGAUCAUAAGCUAUUCUCUAAUGCUGGCGGUGUUGCUCAGCAAUUUCAGAAAUUUGAAGAUGACCCAGCUGAUGACGAGAGAGUCAAUGAAAAUUUUCAAAAUCAUGAAGAAGUUAAAGUAAAAGAGGAAAAUAAGGAGUAG
Moneuplotes crassus is the source of this 1698-nucleotide messenger RNA. The record is from the annotation of a GenBank genome assembly. Lineage: Eukaryota; Ciliophora; Spirotrichea; Euplotida; Euplotidae.